CUUUUUACGAACGAGAGAGAGUUUAAACUGUUGGCGCACUAAUUGGAUUGCUUUUUCGAAAAUAUUUUUUCUUAAGGAAUUUUGUCUUCGUGUUGACAUUUGUAGUGUUUCAUUUUCAGCAUGUCUAUGUUAAGCGAAAUCUAACAUUCGAGCCACUAAAGAUCUUCGCAAAGUACGCUUCUGAAAUUUCGUUCUCUAUUCUAUAUUAAUUUAGCUGAGAAAAAGAAAAUUUGUUAGAAAAAUAUUUCUUGAAAAUAUGACCCACGUAAUCACUCCUACUUAAAAAGGAAUAUACCGAAUAGAAGAAAAAUGGCGCAUUUCCAUUAGUGUUGGUUCUGUUUUUAGAUAUGCUGACAAUUGAAAUCAAAUUUGCAUACUAUUGCCGAAUAAUUUGCAUAAUAUAACGAGUGAAAAUAUUGCCGACUUUUCUUUCAAAAUGGAAAACAAACGUAAGUUCUGUGAUGUUGAAUUACAGGAAGCAAUGUUUAUCAUCGAACACGGUAUGCUUGAAGAAUUUGAAUGCCUGUUAGAAGAAGGCCUUGAUCCUAAUGCAAUCAUAGUCGAAGAUAGUUCCAGUAAGAUGAUACACAUAGCAUCUCUGUUUGGCCGAUGUGAUAUAAUUGAAUUGCUUAUAACAAAAGGAGUUGGCGUUAGUGAAACUGAUAGGCAGGGGCGCACACCCUUACACUACGCAGCAGAAAAAGGGCAUUUAGAAAUUGUAAAGAUUUUACUCAGAAAUGGAGCAAAUGCGAGUGCUGAAACUUAUUAUAUGGGAUCGAAAUACUGCCAUAUUGCAUCCAGAUUUGGUCGUAGAAACAUUCUAGAAUUUUUUUUCAGUGAAGGUGGUGAUGCGAAUGAAACUGAUAAAAAUGGAUGGACAUUAUUGCACUGUGCAGCUCUGAACAAUGAUGUGGAUAUUGUGGAAUAUCUAGUCAAUAAUGGUGCUAAUAUCCAUGCAAAGGAUAUUAAUACAGGUACGAAACCCAUACAUACUGCAUCGAAAAAUGGUUGCGAAAAAGUUGUAGAUUAUUUUUUACUUAAAGGAGUAGGUGUUGACACGAUUAAUAAACUCGGUUACACCUCAUUACAUUUAGCUGCAUCUAAGGGAAAGCUUGAAACAGUUGAGGUGCUUUUAAAACAUAAAGCCAACAUUCAUGCUGCUGAUGACGAAGGUAAUCAAGCAAUUCAUUUUUCUUCAAAAUAUGGACACAGAGAUGUACUAAAUUUCCUUCUUCAUAAUGGUUCCAAUGUUCAAGAUGUCAAUAAAAAUUUCUAUACACCUCUACAUUUUGCAGCAUUAAACGGGCAUCUGGAUGUAAUUCACGAUCUUAUUGAAAAUGGAGCUAAUAUAAAUGCCAAAAACAAAUAUGGUGAGUCUUCGUUACAUUUUGCAGUCAAAUCGGGCAAUGUUAAUGCUGUAGAAUAUUUCCUCACCCUUGGAUUAAAAAUAAAUUCCCGAGAUGAUGAUGGCUGGACUCCAUUGCAUUAUGCUUCAGAAAGCGGCCAUAUAGGAGUCAUUGAACUGUUAAUUAAUAAUGGUGCGGACUUCAACAGCAAAAGUAAUGAUGGCCAAAAGCCUAUUCAUGUGGCGGCUGAGAACGGGCAUACGGUGUCAGUUGAGUUUUAUAUUAAUAAAGGAUGUGAUGUUAAUGAAUUAAAUACGAAAUACCAUUGGACGUGCUUACACUAUGCUUCUCGAGAAGGUUUUCUUCAAAUGGUUCAGUAUCUCUUUGAUAAACAUGCUGAUAUUCACGUUGAAUCCAGUGAUUAUGGAAAAGCUAUUCAUAUCGCUGCUUCAAAAGGACAAACUAAAAUAAUAGAAUUUUUUAUUUCUAUUGGAAUGAGCAUUGAGGAGCCCAGCAGUAAAGAAUGGACACCGCUUCACUGGGCUUCAAAAGGGGGUAAAUUAGAAACGAUUGAAUAUUUAGUUCAAAAUAAAGUAAAUAUAUACGCAAAGACUUAUGAAAAUUAUAGCGUGUUGCAUCUGGCUGCAAAACAUGGACACAAAAAUGUAAUAGAGUAUUUCUUGAAUCUAGGGCUUGAUUUUAACGAGCGGAACAAAAAGGGUUGGAAACCUUUACACUAUGCUGCGUGGAAGGGGGCCGUUGAUAUUGUCAGUCUCCUUGUCGAAAAAGGUGCUGAUUAUGAUGAAAUGUUUGAGAGAGUUGCCAAACCUCUACACGUUGCAGCUCAAAAUGGUCACAUAGAAGUUAUUAAAACUUUUAUUGAACUUGGGCAAGAUCCUAACUCAUUUGAACCAGAUAAUAAUACUCCACUGCACAUAGCUGCCGAAAAAGACAUAAUUAGCGUUAUAAAUUUCCUCUUGGAAAAGGGAGCCAACCCUCACAUUAUAAAUUCAGAAGGGGAAAAACCCAUUCACAUUGCUGCGCGUCAUGGUAACAAGAAAGUUGUUGAGUUGUUUCUCAAUAUGGGUAUUAGUGUAGAUGAAAAGAGUAAAGAUGAUUGGACACCUUUGCAUUACUCCAUUAACAAUCAACAGUUAGAGCUUGUAAAAUAUCUAGUGAAUAAGAAAGCGAACAUAAGAUCGAGAACCAAUGUCGGGGUUUCCCCUUUAUGUUUAGCUGCUAUGUUCAGACCGCUUAGAGCCAUUUACAGGCUUUUAUGUAAAGACGAAGACGACUUUUAUGAUUUAAAUUUCAGGAAUAGGAAUGCUAAUGAAGAAAUUUUAAAAUUUCUGAUAAAGGAAGAUGAUGAAAUCAACGCUGUUAACAAGCAAGGUUGAACUGCUUUGCAUUAUGCAAUAGGAGAUGCCGUGGGCAUGAGAGUGUGCUAUAUUGUUGAAAAGUUAAUUGAAGCAGGUGCCAAGCCAGAUAUACAAGAUACUGAUGGAAACACACCUCUACAUCUCGCUAUUGAAGAACGUUAUACUUG
This is a messenger RNA of Parasteatoda tepidariorum (common house spider), 2892 nucleotides long. RefSeq lists its product as uncharacterized. The record is from RefSeq and is a predicted model, not a curated record. Gene Ontology annotation, molecular function: protein binding. NCBI's taxonomy places the organism in Eukaryota, Metazoa, Arthropoda, Arachnida, Araneae, Theridiidae.